This is a messenger RNA of Rhinocladiella mackenziei CBS 650.93, 1191 nucleotides long. RefSeq lists its product as uncharacterized. Gene Ontology annotation, cellular component: DNA replication factor C complex; nucleus. Lineage: Eukaryota; Fungi; Ascomycota; Eurotiomycetes; Chaetothyriales; Herpotrichiellaceae. Bases 1 to 1191 code for a protein of 396 amino acids. The record is from RefSeq and is a predicted model, not a curated record. Gene Ontology annotation, biological process: DNA-templated DNA replication; DNA repair. The transcript has 2 exons. Gene Ontology annotation, molecular function: ATP hydrolysis activity; ATP binding; DNA binding.
AUGGCGAAUUUCUUCGACAACAAAGCCCGCGCCGCCGCCGCCGCUUCCAGCUUGAAAACCAAACCCAGCGAGUCUGUCGUCGCAGCCCCUCGAAUGCAGCCAUGGGUGGAGAAAUAUCGACCGAAGAGUCUCGAAGAAGUCAAGAGCCAGGAACAUGCUACCGAAACCUUGCGCAGAAUGGUCAAUGCCUCGAAUCUUCCUCACCUCCUGCUUUACGGACCAGCGGGAGUGGGGAAGACGUCGACCGUUCUUGCGCUGUGUCGGGAAUUGUUUGGACCAGAACUCUUCUCCUCGCGAGUGCUUGAGUUGAACGCAUCAGAUGAGCGAGGCAUUACCGUCAUCAGAGAACGAGUUAAGCAAUUUGCGGCCCUGCAUCUUGUCAAUGCGCCGGUGUCAAAGGAGUACCGAGCUCAUUAUCCAUGUCCGCCUUUCAAAGUUGUCAUCCUCGAUGAAGCCGAUUCUUUAAGCCAGGAUGCUCAAGGAGCUCUCCGCCGAGUGAUGGAGAUCUUUAGUGGAAGCACGCGCUUCUGCCUUUGUUGCAAUUACGUUAGUCGAAUUAUCAGCCCAAUCGCAAGUCGCUGCUCCAAGUUUCGCUUCAAACCCUUGGAAGGUGAAGAUGCCGCAAACAGAAUCAAAGAGAUUUUGACAGCGGAAAAUGUCAAGUGCGAUGACGGCGUUAUUGAGAAGACCCUCAAAGUUUGCGAGGGCGAUCUACGACGUGCUAUGAACCUGCUUCAGAGUGCUGCUCGACUAGUGGACUCCUCGAAUCCCGAUUCAAAUGGAAAGCAAUGCUCGAAGGACUUGGACGAAGAGAUGGCAGACAGCGAUACCAAUAAAGCCCCCCCGCCCAAAUCAAAUAGCAUCAAGGUCUCUGUCAUUGAGGAGAUUGCUGGCGCCUUUCCUCAAGAUUCGGCUGAUCAGUUGGUCGCAGUCCUCAAGAAUGGCAAUACGCGAAAUUACGACUCUGUGGCGGCGGAAAUAACAGACAUUGUGGCGGCAGGGUAUCCGGCCAAUGAGGUCAUAUCGAGCCUCUACCAGAAACUGAUCUUUGACGACCUGCUGGAAAAUAACAAGAAAUAUAAGCUUACAGGCGUCUUUUCCGAGUUCGACAAGCGUUUGGUUGAUGGUAUGGAUGAACAGCUUGCCAUGCUGGAUUUGUCGUGCCAGAUUGCUGGCGUGUUAGCUGCUUAG